Molecule: messenger RNA, 4914 nt
Organism: Limanda limanda (common dab)
Lineage: Eukaryota; Metazoa; Chordata; Actinopteri; Pleuronectiformes; Pleuronectidae
Product: protein disulfide-isomerase TMX3-like
Exons: 16
Coding region: 31-1419 (462 amino acids)
Biological process (GO): peptidyl-cysteine oxidation
Cellular component (GO): endoplasmic reticulum
Molecular function (GO): protein disulfide isomerase activity
Source: RefSeq, a predicted model, not a curated record
ACUUCCUGCUCUGUGUUUGCAGACGGAGCGAUGGCAGCUGGGAGACUUUCUCUGGCGUGUGGAGUCGCUGCGGCCCUGCUCUUCUCUGCGGUGCUGGCGUUCGUGGAGGAUCUGGAUGAUACAUUUAAAGAGACGAGAGUGAACGACAUCUGGCUGGUCGAUUUCUAUGCUCCGUGGUGUGGUUACUGUAAAAAGCUAGAGCCAGUAUGGAACGACGUGGGAAUGGAGCUGAAAAGCUCUGGGUCGCCGGUGCACGUGGGAAAGAUGGAUGCCACUGCAUACUCUGGGAUGGCGUCGGAGUUCGGCGUCCGUGGUUACCCCACGAUAAAGCUGUUAAAGGGCGAUCUCGCCUACAACUACAAGGGACCAAGGACAAAAGACGACAUUGUGGAGUUUGCGAACAGGGUGUCGGGGCCAGCCGUCCGACCACUUCCCAGCAAGCAGAUGUUUGAACACAUGAUGAAGCGACAUGAUGUGCUCUUCCUGUACGUCGGGGGGGAGUCCCCCCUCAAAGAGAAGUACAACGAUGUCGCCUCUGAGCUCAUUGUCUACACUUACUUCUUCUCCGCCUCAGAGGAAGUCUUGCCAGAGUCGGUAACUUUGCCAGAACUUCCUACUGUUGUGGUCUUUAAGGACGGAGCCCACUUCACCUAUGAUGAGUACGAGGACGGUAGUUUGUCAUCGUGGGUGAACAAGGAGCGCUUCCAAGGGUACCUGCAGAUCGAUGGCUUCACGCUCUAUGAGCUCGGAGAAACAGGCAAAUUGGUGGCGAUCGCGGUCAUCGACGAGAAGGACCCCACAGAGGAGAGUGGCAGAUUAAAGAGCUUGAUUCAGAGGGUGGCGAAGGAGUACAGAGAGCAUUUUAACAGAGACUUCCAGUUUGGCCACAUGGACGGGAAUGACUACAUUAACAGCCUCAUUAUGGGCGAGGUGACGGUGCCCUCCGUUAUAAUCCUCAACACAUCCAACGAGCAGUACUUCCUGCCCAGUGAGCCGAUUGAGACCAUGGAGCAGCUGGUCCAGUUCAUCAGCAGCGUCCUGAACGGCUCUGCACAGGCGAAUGGAGGUGACGGCUUCAUUCAGAGGAUCAAGCGUGUGGCCUUUGAUGCCAGAUCCACCAUUAUGUCGGUGUUUCGCAGCUCUCCGCUGCUCGGCUGCUUCCUCUUCGGCCUGCCGCUGGGCGUAAUUAGCCUGAUGUGCUACGGCAUCUGCACAGCGGAGUCGGACGAUGGUACGGAUGACAUAGAUGCGCUCAAGAGCCUGACUGAUGAAGAAGAGGACGACGAGGAGGAGGAGGACGAGGAAAGGCAACGCGCCGCUGAACUGGAGGGUCCAGAAGAAGAAGGGGAGAAUGAGGAAGAGGAGGAAGAGGAGGAGGAUUUGGGAGAGAAGGAUCCUGAAGAGAAGAAAACCGAUUAACACAGGGGCUCCUGCCGGAUAGAGGAUGAUGGGCCCUGGUCAAAUGCAGUGAAAUGAAACUCAAAGACAUAUCCAUGUGUUACUGCUCUGCUUCUUUGUGUUUCAUCUCACUUCCCAUCAAAGCCCCUCUAGCACGGACUGUCCUGUGAAUGCUACGUGUCGGUGUGUGUGAGAAGUCGGCCGCUCAGCCAAGCCAUCGAAACUCACGGCAAUUCUUAAGAUCGGAGCCUAAACGCCGAAUAAUAUCUUUUAUUUCUACGGCACCUUUUCAAAACAAAAGUUACAAAGUGCUUCACAGAGCACUGGAAUACUGAAGGAUAAAUAAAGCAUAGAAGCAUUAAAGUGGACAGGUUAAAGAGCUAAAGGCAGAAAAUAGAUUGGGAUCAUAAAGAUGCUUGUGUUUCUCGAAGGGCCCGAGUUCCUCUGGCGCCUCGACGGCAAAACGCUCAGUCACCACUUGUCACGAUAAUGUCAAGAGACGAUUGGGACGGCUGUGAUUUACACGUACCACUUAAUCAGUGGUGUGCCCCAUGUGACUCAUGACCCUCUCCUGCCAUCGUUUAGAAACCACAUAUUCUAUCCUCAUUUUAUUCUCAUCUCCCGAUCUCUCUUUUUCUUUCUUUUAGUCUAAUUCAAUAGAUCUUUCUGUAGUAGAAACACAAUUUUGCCUUCAAAACUAAAUUGUAAAAUACACGUUUUAAAUACCUCGUCAAACCCCCUAGCCAAAGUGUAGGAGUACCUUGUGUAGUGAUUGACGUGUGUAGAAAGCUUAGGAAGUGCCCAAGAAGGAAAAUCUGCCAUAAUUGAAUUGUGCUUCCCCCCCUUUUCCCCCAAUUGUCUGUUACUACCUGGAAAUAUUUCCUCUUCUUGUUUUUUCUAGGAAGGUGCAAAGUGCUGAGACAGUCACUCAUUUCUACUCACUCCUCACCCCAGCCCCCCCCCGUCAGAGUCCAUUUACGUGAACGCUCAGUGGUAAUUGGUAUCAGUCCGAUUUCAACUCUCUGACGUGAAAACCUUAGUAUAGAAAGCCCGUGCCUAUAAAGCAGCGGACUCCCAUAACAUGCAUCAGCAGCUCCUGUGGCUCUUAGCAACUCAUAUUCCUCAGAUGGACUCUGACUCCGUCUGUUUCCAUAUUUCAAUCGGUCCUCCAUCACUGCUUCCUAUAUUGAAUUUACUAGGCAGGUUGAAGUUUACAUCCCAAUGCACUGAGACCUAGAUUUAAGCUUAAAGAAUAUGAGGACUGUCUUCCUACUACUGAGUUUUUCCUCUUUUCAUUUUUUAUUAUUUUGUUCAAAAUCUGCUAUAGUCAGUUGGCUUAAGUCUCAUAAAUCCUCCUCUCUCCUCUCUCUGUACCCUUGUGGCUAAAGUUUAUGUAAAAGCUAAAAUCAAGUUGGGGUUACUGCUUUCUCCUGAAUUCACCUGGCCGCCUACUUUAAAAAGACAGUGUUCGUAAUAUCUUCUACACCGAGUCAGACACCGUUUUUAUAAGAAGUACUCGGUGCACCUUGUUGGAUUUGGGGUCCAGUGGUGCUUCGUUGGCUGUUCUGGUUAAAAUAAAGCACCUGAAAACAUGUUUCCUUACGUUUUAUUCUGUAUAAAGUUGAAGGUAACACAACUAUUCAAAACUCUAGAUUUGAUUUACAGCAGCAUUUCCAUGGCAACAAGUAAAUACUUCACAUUGCCUUUAUUUUCCUUUACAGCCCAGCCCACUUCAAACCAGUGACACGAGCACAGUCAAAACUCAGAACGCUGUAAAAACCUCUUGAGUUCAAUAACCACUUUGUUCCCACAUUUGGCCGAAGCUAUGAUGCUGGAGCCCGUUGCUCCAAAUUAGAGAUGUAAUUACUUUAAAUCAGUUGUUCAACAUUUAGGUUAAUAUGCUUGUUCACCCGUUCUGGUGAGAUUUACUACUCAUGCAAUGUGCAGUAAACAGGAAGCUAAUGGCAGCAGCCAGGUAGCUUAGCAUUAAAACUGGAGAAAAGGGUUAAUGAGAUCACACAAAGAAGAAUAAGAUAUUGCAUCCUAAUUAGUCUGAGGUAUCGAUCUUAUAAAGUGACUCAAACAAACCAUUUACCCGAAUGUUGAAGCAUUUCUUUAAAGACGUAUGCUCAGUACGCACGUUUAUUAUUUUCUCUCCAUUUGUUCCACUGCGUUGAUUUAAAACUUUCAUACAUUAUACAAAACGCACAAAGCUCCAUGGAUGUUUGAGUUAGGACUCGGGUGAAAUAUCAAAGGAGGAUUUCUUUCAAGGGAACAACACAAAUACGAUGAUGAAUGAACGUAAAGAUUCAUCCUUGACCUCAGGAACAGUAGCUGCAUGCACGGAGUAAUUUUCUCUCGAGGACCGUAGAACUUCCCACUAUCAAGUCGACCUUGAGUUACAAGAAUUGCAAUGAAUGUUCUGAGCUGUUUAUCCUGUUGAGUAAAGCUAACAGCUAACACAGGGGUGGGGAACCUUUUCCCUAUCGAGGACCAUUUUGAUUUUUUAAAUCAUCCUCUUCAAGCCACUUCCAUGUCGGGUUGAGUGGUUAUUUGUUUUGUCUGUUGUUUUUUUCCGGUGUCCUUGUCGUGUUGUUGUACAAGGUUGUGUCAAAUAGGAAAUCUGCUUAGCGGCAGUUUCUUCCAGACGCACACCCGCGCUCGCAGCUUCACAAAACCAGGCUCGCCAAUUAACACAAUCUUUCCACAAAGACUUGCCUGUGUAACAUCGUCAGGAUUGUGUUGUUGUGUAAGCUGCUUGUCGGGCACCCGAACUUUACUUUAUCCGAUCCCAUUUGUCCUUGCAACUCUUGAAGUUUAGCUGGAAAGACACCCAUGAUUUGCCUUUUCCUUCACCGUGAGCUUGUCCCUGUAAACUAGAUGAAGUUACUACCUUCCUCAAAAAAAAUCUGUUUUCGUUUGGAAAGUACGACGUCUUUUCCACGUCUUCUUUUCUUUACCUGACAGUUGACACGUGACAUGAAUCCCCCCCACUCCCCUGACCUGACCUGACAGGCCUUCAGCCAAAAGCGUCAACCCUCAUGGACGUGGUAGUCUUCUACUCGUGUUUUCUUCUAUCUCAGAAAGCAAAAAGAUUAAUUGCUGUUGUGACUUAUUCAUGAAAUGGCUCGCAGGCUAAAUACAAACCACUUAGGAGUCUCCCCCCCAGCCCUGCUCCAGUACUUAGCCCCGGUUGAACCUUUUUUUUGUAGCUGAGAAACACGAUGGCUUCAGGUUUUGUUUCCCGUUGCCGCUCAUUCCAUUGUGCUUUUGCUGCUCAGUAACUCUCGUAACUUGAUCGACUUAGGCGCCUCCACCUGAGCACACCUGUUAUAUUUACCAUACAGAGGUGAUCUGUGUCAUUACUGUGAAUCUGCACUAAAGGAAAACCACGCCCUCGUCUUGCCUUUCUGGUCUUUGUAGUCGCCCGCCAUUCUCUGCCAAACGUGGGUUUGAAUCGAGAGUGUCACACUUUAAUACAGGUUUGGAAGAUUGAAAUAAAGAUUGUCCUCUUUU